ACACUGUUCACAUGUCUGCAAAAGUCAGCACAUAUUUGUACAAAAUGACGGGACUAAAAAUGGCAGAUAAGAUAAAAUUGGACAAAGUGUAUAACCAAGAGGAUUGUACUCCAGCUAGAGGAGAACACAAACGCUCUGCAUUCGCCCUGAUUGCUGCACUCUCCACCGCUUUGGUUCUUGGUGCCGUUUUUGCUGGGGUAAUAUUCCAUCUCCAAGCCGAGAAAAGUUCCGCAAAUCAAGAGUGGAUUUCGUGGAAGCGUCUCCAUGGCAACAUAGCGACUCACGAGUCGGUUGUCAUCAACGUGAAGGAACGGACCAUACUGAUGGUGUCGGCCGAGGCUUACAGACUCAACGCUCAAAACUCUCUGGCCCUGCAUGACUUCAAAGUGGGUUAUGUUGCCCUGAGAGAAUUCAAAAGGAACCGUUGUUUCGUGACUAAAGUUUCACAUCCGGAUUUUGAGGCUGUUAAAACUACCGUCGAAGCGAGACAGGGACGAGAUCUGGCUCCACAGAAAGUGAAACUCGCCAGACUCCGGCCUGGGAAUAUGACGUCAUCAGAGUUAGGCCCCACACUGAGCCAAUUCUGCGCCGGCGUGCCCGCUGUCUGGUUUGAUCUUACCGAUGACACAGGAAUUACAAAGAGGCGUGCUGACGACCAACAAAGCCAUGAGAGACUCAACUGCGUGUAUUAUGAGAUUGAUCUACCUUUCUGGGACAGUUCAGUUGAUUAAUGAUAUUUCAAAACCAACAGAGCAAAAUGAGAGGCGUCCACAUAAGCUCCUAGUUAUACAACACGCCAACGGAUACAGGCAAAAUGAUUUUGUGAAAGAUACAUCUAAAACGUAAAGAAAGUUUACAUACACAUCAGGUGUGUGUAUGUCCUAUAUUAUUUCAAGAUCAUGAUGGUUUUCUUUUUCUUUUCUUUUUUUGCCUCUAAGGCUCCAGGCUGUAUAUUGUAUAUCGGCCAUAAUACUGACAUGGCAGUCGCCAUGUAAACAACAUGCACCGCCUUGAGGCGCAACGUAAAUAAAAAAUAUAAACGCU
Messenger RNA from Liolophura sinensis, 1044 nucleotides. RefSeq lists its product as uncharacterized. The transcript has 6 exons. The record is from RefSeq and is a predicted model, not a curated record. The coding region runs from base 12 to 731 and encodes 239 amino acids. Lineage: Eukaryota; Metazoa; Mollusca; Polyplacophora; Chitonida; Chitonidae.